Trichechus manatus latirostris (Florida manatee) is the source of this 3210-nucleotide messenger RNA. RefSeq names its product SPNS lysolipid transporter 3, sphingosine-1-phosphate (putative) (gene SPNS3). The transcript is spliced from 12 exons. Lineage: Eukaryota; Metazoa; Chordata; Mammalia; Sirenia; Trichechidae. Gene Ontology annotation, cellular component: membrane. Gene Ontology annotation, biological process: transmembrane transport. Bases 50 to 1564 code for a protein of 504 amino acids. Gene Ontology annotation, molecular function: transmembrane transporter activity. The record is from RefSeq and is a predicted model, not a curated record.
CCCGGCACCCGUAGUGGGACAGGAGCUGCAGGCUGGCGUGGCUGUGGGGAUGUCCACGGGGCGCCCAGAGCCUGGGCCAGAAGGGCUAAGCAGGCACCAUGGGGCUUUGGCCUCAGACCACCAACCCCCUCCGACUGCUCCCGUUUCCUGGAGCCUGCCCCGCUGGAGAGCUUACGUGGCAGCCGCAGUGCUCUGCUAUAUCAACCUCCUGAACUACAUGAACUGGUUCAUCAUUGCAGGAGUGCUGCUGGAUGUGCAGAAGUGUUUUCAAAUCAGCGACAGUAAUGUGGGUUUGCUUCAGACUGUCUUCAUCGGCUGCCUGCUGCUGUCUGCACCCGUGUUUGGCUACCUGGGCGACCGACACAGCCGCAAGGCCAUGCUGAGCUUCGGGAUCCUGCUCUGGUCAGGAGCUGGCUUUUCCAGCUCCUUCAUCUCUCCCCAGUAUUCCUGGCUCUUCUUUCUGUCCCGGGGCAUUGUGGGCGCCGGCACAGCCAGCUACUCUACCAUCGCGCCCACCAUCCUGGGCGACCUCUUCGUGAAGGACCAGCGGACCCGGGUGCUGGCCAUCUUCUACAUCUUCAUCCCUGUUGGAAGUGGUCUGGGCUACGUGCUGGGCUCGGCUGUGACAGAGCUGACUAGGAACUGGCGUUGGGCCCUGCGUAUCAUGCCCUGCCUGGAGGCCGUGGCCUUAGUCCUGCUCAUCGCGCUGGUUCCAGAUCCGCCCCGGGGAGCUGCUGAGAAGCACGGGGAGGUGGCCAUGGGAGGCCCGAGGAGCAGCUGGUGUGAGGACGUCAGAUAUCUGGUGAGAAACUGGAGUUUUGUGUGGUCGACCUUUGGAGUGACAGCCAUGACCUUUGUGACUGGAGCCCUGGGCUUCUGGGUCCCCAAGUUUCUGUUCGAGGCCCGUCUGGUCCACGGGCAGCAGCUUCCCUGCCUCCGAGAGCCGUGCAACAGCCAGGACAGCCUGAUUUUUGGGGCACUGACCGUUGUGACUGGCAUCAUUGGGGUCAUCCUGGGGGCAGAGGCAGCGAGGAGGUUCAAGAAAGUCAACCCGAGGGCUGAGCCCCUCAUCUGUGCCUCCAGCCUGCUUGCCACAGCCCUCUGCCUCUACCUGGCUCUUGUCCUGGUCCCAACCACACUCCUGCCCUUCUACGUCUUCCUGGCCCUUGGGGAGCUGCUGCUAUCCUGCAACUGGGCAGUGGUUGCUGACAUCUUGCUGUCUGUGGUGGUGCCCAGGUGCCGGGGGACAGCAGAGGCGCUACAGAUCACGGUGGGCCAUGUCCUGGGAGAUGCCAGCAGCCCCUACCUCACUGGACUUCUCUCCAGCGCCCUGCGGGCUGGGCGCCCUGACUCCUACCUACAGCACUUCCUCAGCCUGCAACAGAGCUUCCUGUGCUGUGCCUUUGUCAUCACCCUGGGCGGCGGCUGCUUCCUGCUGACUGCGCUGUACCUAGAGAGAGACCAGGCCCAGGCCGGGCAGCCUGGUACAGGGACCUCGGACAGCAAGGAUGUGGAGAGCCAAGGCCUGCUUUCUGGUGCGGAGGGCCCUCUGGAGGGCCCCUGAGGCCCCUGCCCACAUUGAGGAGGCCCUGCCCACCCUGCUCGCUCACCCAGCCCUCUGCUGGCCUCCACAGUAGCGGAGCCUCUGAGACCCUUGGCUGUGGCUCAGAGACCCCGGCUGAGCUGCACCUGUCACUUCCUUGAUCCCUGCUCAAGAGCUGGCAGGCCCAGCGGCUGGGCUGGGAAUUGAGCUGUCAGCACCCUCCGCAGGAGGCCUGGGCCUGUGCCUACAUCCAGCACAGGGCCUGCCGACCUGAAGUCCUCAGCCUGGCUGCAGAGGGGCCUGGAUUAAAGUGCGGCCAGCACAAAGCUCAGGCCUUUUGGACCACAUGUUAUUUCUAGCCUUGGGUGCCUCUGCUGGGAGCGUGAUGGGGAGAGGUGGGCAACCCAGGCCAAGGAUGCAAGGCUGCCCCCUGAAGUGGGGAAACUGGGGCGCUACUCAGCAUGGGUCUCUCGGUGUCCGUACCCCUGGUCCUCCCAGCUCAUGAGACCCACCCUGACCCAGUUUCCCCACUCUGCAGGGUCAGGAGGGCACGGGACACCCCUCUGGGUGGAUUCACCCUUUGAACAAAAGGUAGGGCCCGAAUGGUUGUCUGGGAGAUAGACGGGUUUCCCCUAGCAUGUGGGGUGGGGUGUGGCUCCAAGCUCCACGGACCCACACAGAGCAGCUCCCAGGCCUGCAUCUUCACAGGCACAGCUGCCCACAGGAUCACACCGACGUGCUCACCUGCGGCUCAGCCAUACUCCUGGCUGUGCCCUUUUCUGCACCCCUUCCCCACCCACGCUCUGACCCUAGUACAGCCCGCGGGGAGGGUUGGCUCUGUGGGACCCACAUUUGCUGCUGGGUUCAGAGCAGCUGGGCUCAGCGGGCCCUGCAGGAGAUCAACAGCUUCCAGGCAGGCAGCGACGGGGAGGCAUGUUCUUUCCGCCCACAAGCAGGAGCUGCUCUUCCCUCCCCUGGUGCCCGGCCAGGGGAUGGCUUGUUCAUUUGUUGAUUGCCACCUUGGCUGUGCCAGGCUGUGCCUGACUCUGGACGGCUGUGGAGGAGCAGUGACCCACCCCAUACAUACCUCCCAACCUUUGCUUGCUCCAGCCCCACCUCUGGGGCGUCCUCCCUGACCCUGGUGGUUGGAUGUGAUAGGCUGUAGGGGCUGGGCUGUGCAGCAAUUCCCGUACCUGCCCCCCAGGCUCAGCCCUCCCUGGGGAGCUGGCAUCACAAGCUGUCUCGCCCGGUGACCCACAAUUCAAUGCUUGGAGCUCCUGAGCUGGACUGCCUCUGGAAUAACAAGGAAAAGGGUCCAUGAGGAUAUUUGGUUUCUCUCGAGAAGGAGGCAACCAGUAUGGGCUGGAGCCAGGAUGCCGUCAGCAUUCACUGGCUGUGUGACCUUGGCCACUUGCUGACCCUCUCUGAGCUGCAGAUGCCCCAGCUAUACACAAGAAGUGUGUUGGACGUGGCUGUUCUGGCCCAGGCCUCCUCUGGUGCUCACAGAAGUCCAGCCCCAGGCUCUGAAACUUCCUCCCAGAAGUCCUAGGGGGAGAACCCCUGUGAGGCUUAUUUCCCAGACGGUGUAGCCAAAAUGGCCAAAGGCUUCUCAAGAAUUAAACAUCACCCCUCCCCAACCCGAGUCCAGUGGCUGGGGAGGAAAAUCA